AUGUAUCGAGCAGGAGUUGCACCAUCGAACGGCAGAGGCGAAGAGACGUUCAUAGCGCCGUCUCGAACGCACCCACGGUACACACGAAAUCCAAAGAAAACUCAACGAGCACCGACGCCCUCGACUCGUCCCCCCCCCCGCGCCACGUCUCCACCACUCCCGCUCCACGCUCUCCCCGCGCCCCUGUCCCCACACCUCCGACCCUCCACGCUGCCCCGCUCCUCCACGCUGCACGACGCUCCCCCACCCGUCCACCCCCCCCCCUCACCGCCCACCGCACGCGCCCAUCUCCCCCCCCCCCACUCACCCCGCUCUCCACUACUCGCCAGUACCCCCCGCCUAGGCCAGCCCCCCAAGCGCCAGGCCCGGCGCGACAAACCGCACCCGCGACACGGAGUCCGCCGCAGCCCUCCGCUAGCGCACACCCGCGACAACGCUGCCACCCCGCCACUCCGCCCCCCACUCCACCCCGGUCGCCCGUCUAACAGGUUCACUCUGGUGCCCGGGCUUCACCCUGACUGGAUGCUCAUGUUGAUUUUCACUCACACUCAUCUUACUGUGACUGUGACUCUGGGAUUGCUGCUCGUGCCGAAGUUUCUGUCCAAAGGGACUCAGGCCAGGGAUGAUAUUGCCACCGAGGCUUACGAGGAGGAGCUGGACAUGGGAAGGUCUGGCUCUUACCUCAACAACAGCAUCACCUCGGCCUGGAGUGAGCACAGCUUGGACCCAGAGGAUAUACGGGAUGAGCUGAAAAAGCUUUAUGCGCAGCUGGAAGUCUACAAAUGUAAGAAGAUGCUCGCCAACAACCCUCACCUCCAGAAGAAGCGCAACUCCAAGAAAGGUCUGGGUCGCACCCUGAUGAAGCGGAUAACAGAGAUCCCUGAGACCAUGCACAUACAUCGGCAGUGCAGUCGCGAGGAUGGCAGCGAACACGGCAGCAACCGUAGCACUUUGAGAAGAAACCCAUUCGAACCAAGUCACCACGGCAAAUCUCGGGAUGGUUCCCUGAAGAACAAAGUCAUUGGCUUGAAGAAGUCGCACAGCUAUGACCAUGUUUGUGACCAGGAUGAAGAAACCGUAAGCCAAACUGGCUCGAUAGCAGGAGACAAAAUUACUCCUGUGGGAGGUGGUGGGGAAGGAUCUCUACUGGGUUCCCUGAUUGGCCGGAAACAUACUAAAAAGCAGCUGGAACCGUCCAUGACCCCACCAAGACUGGAACCAGCCGAGUCCACAGAGUCCGUUCCACUGUGCUGGAAAUCAGCCAGCGUCCACAACUUGACCCACGAGAAGAAACCGCUCCACCUUCGGACCUCCAUCAUGCAGAAGUCUCUGAGUGUGAUUGCCAGUGCCAAGGAAAAGAUGCCGGGGCUGACCAACAAGACGCAAAGCGUGGAGGAUGCCAGUAAGAAAGGUCUGAAGGGGCAGGAGGACAGGAUGUUGUCUGAGGUGGAUGAGACCCCUGAGCAUUACUCCAAGAUGAUCAUCAGCCAGUCAGUGGAGUACUCCAAGUCCCCCCUGAAGAUGGGCAUCAUGAAACAACAGGUGAGUGGCAGCCAGCCGUCGAUUUGCUCCGAGACCGGUCGGAACCUCUACGAUGUGUCUGAGGUUUGUCCCUGGGAUUCCGAAGACGCUCAGACUCCCACUGAAGCUAAGACCCAGAAACAUGUUUCCAUUGCUCCAGAGACCACUGCAGGCCGGAGAGGCAGCAGCAGCAGCUCUGGGAUCACCAAAGGUAGCCGGUCCAAUCAGAGGCAGAAAGCAGGGUAUUCCCCUUCCAACAGAAGACGCUCCAAAGAUAAAGGAGGAGAAAGGGAGGAAGGCAAGGAAACCCGGAAAACCCGACCACCAAGAUCACCUCUCCCUCUAAAGCCCGACGUCUGUCCCUGGGAGUUCAAUGAGCAGCCCAUAAUGGGAGGAGAUUCAGAUUCCCUCUCCCCGGACAGGAUCUCACGCAAGAAAAGCGUCACACCCACUGAUGGGAAACCCAAGGGACUCCACUCAGACCACUCCAAGUCCACAGGAAGCCUUUUGCAGCCUCCAACCCUGAUGGUAGAGAUCUGCCCUUGGGACUACAACAGCCCACCUUCACCUAAGCAGGAGAAGUCCUGCAACAGCCCCAGCACACACAAGAAGAAGCGGAAAGGCUCCUGCUCAUCCAACCACAAAGCUGAGAAGGAAAAGGCAAGAGAGAAAAGCAGAGAACGGCGGAGCUCCUCCAGCAAACCGGCGUCGGAGAGAAGACGCGUUAGCCAGUCAUCGGAGUGUGGAGGGCCGGUUUCUGAGCGGCGGAGGAGUUCUACAAGGGACCCAGAGAUGAUGGAGAUCAGGAGGGGGGAGGGUUUCUCACGGGAGAUCGAGCCCUCACUCAGCAGCUUUGCUCAGACUAGAAAAUCACCAGAGAAGAAGAAAGAGAGCUCUUCGAGUAGUAGUACCAAACCCGCGGUCAUCGUCGGGGCCAAGGUGGUGGAUGUUUGCCCAUGGGACUAUCAGGAGCCAGAUCCUGGGAGGAUGGUGUGAUGACUGGGGAAAUGAUUGUAUUUUUUUUUUAUUCAUAGACUGACAACACAGAGGAAAAAGCAACAGAAUGAUAUCAAUUGAAAAUUCGAUAAGUUAACCUAAGCGAAAAAAUAAUCCAAACUACUUGCUAAAUGCAUUACAUCUCGUUGUUUCAUUGCAACCUUGAAGUCACUUUUUUGGUCUGCACUUUUGCUUGCAAACUUACAUUGUGUUCGUUUUAUCACAUCAAGGUCAUUUAAACCUGAAUCAUAAUUGUACAUACCAGCAGGUCAGACAAUCAUUUGUCACCAAAACUUUACAUAAUCGGCUUAUCGAAUAUUGAAGUUCAUCUGUUACGCCGAUGAUAUUCUACACUACACACUAUGUCAGUGGGGACUCACUGCCUCAGAUGCUAAUGAAGAAACAAGCAGGCGACAGGGGAAAAAAAGACCUAUGGAUAAAAUGGGAUAUGUGAAGCAGGACCAAAGCUCCAGACACAGCUGCGAUGCCUUAGCUAUAGGCCAAAUGCAUAAUUCAUGGAACGAAAAUGAUCUGUUUGAUUAGUGAAACAUGGGAAUAAAAAGGGAUUGUAGUUCAGCUUCAUUUCUAAAUGAGGAAAAAUGUAUAUUUCAGUUGCUCGAUAUACAGUAUUGUUGUUUCCUAACAACCAUUGCAUGCGGCAAACCGUAAAGCAUCCAAUAACUGUAAAAAAUUAAAAUUUAGUUGAGAACUUGUACUGAACUAUGACCGGAGAACUUUUGAUGUUGUUGCUUAUGGUAUUUUCCUCCUAUGUUCCUGAUGCUUUCAAAAUGAUGUGCAUUGCCAUCAAUAAUGUACAUACAUACUGCAAAUGGCUUUCAGUUACAGUUGCGCAGUGAUGAAAUAUCCAUGAGCCUCUCCCUUAUGUUGAUAGUUAUUUACCGUUUAUUUGAUAUCCAUGCCCUGGAUGCCACUUUUAAAGGAGGCGGUAGUAUUUCCACAUGUAUAAAAUAAUGUGAUGGAGUCUUUAAAGGACCAAACCAAACCACGACGAGGGUGGAUGAUGUGAAUAAUGCAUUAUUACUGUCACUUAGUCGCCAAUUUUAACAUCUGCCUGAAUGCACCUUCUUUCCAAUCUUUGCACAUAUUCAAUUGCUUAAACCACGACUAUGCAUGACCAAAGCUAUUUUUUGCCACUUUCUUGCCAACGGGAGAUGAGUCAUUUACUAUUUUAACAUCAUCUCCGACAACAGUUCGCCUUUCUGUCCCGCGAUCAUCCACCCACCAGCUACAAAUAAUGAAACGCAGUCACACACAACGCAGUCUUCUUCUGAAGCUGUCUGUGCAUGACAGUGAAAAUACAGCAGUAUUGUUACACUCAAAUUCACCACAAGGCAUAAAAAAAACAUUGUUAUGUAAUACUUAAAGAGGACUAAGGAGCACAUUGGAUUUACAAAUAUAGAUGUCAGAUGUUGUCAUGUAUUUAUCAAGAAAAAUGUGUAAAAUAACCGUUUUUUUUGCUCAUAAAGUAAAAUUAAAAGGCUUGAUGAAUAAUAAACAUGAGCCUGCACUCACAUGGGUUUUUUUCUAUCAGAUGGUUUUAGGCUGUAUGAAAUGGAAUGUUGUAACUUGCCCACUAAAUGUAUUUUAUGCUAGUUAUACUAUAUGAUGUGACUCCAAAAAAGUUACAAAAUGGUGUAGCAUCGACACAGGAGUACUUAUAUUUUACAUUCUUAUUGUGUUGCAUGUACAUACAGUAAAUACCCUGUUCUCAAUCAUGGAUUAAAUCUUUCUAUAAAAACCA
Messenger RNA from Notothenia coriiceps (black rockcod), 4279 nucleotides. Its product is annotated as probable G-protein coupled receptor 158. The transcript is spliced from 6 exons. Lineage: Eukaryota; Metazoa; Chordata; Actinopteri; Perciformes; Nototheniidae. The coding region runs from base 1 to 2517 and encodes 838 amino acids. The record is from RefSeq and is a predicted model, not a curated record.